This is a messenger RNA of Arachis stenosperma, 2491 nucleotides long. RefSeq names its product mannosyl-oligosaccharide 1,2-alpha-mannosidase MNS3. Gene Ontology annotation, cellular component: endoplasmic reticulum; endosome; trans-Golgi network. The transcript is spliced from 6 exons. NCBI's taxonomy places the organism in Eukaryota, Viridiplantae, Streptophyta, Magnoliopsida, Fabales, Fabaceae. Bases 225 to 2120 code for a protein of 631 amino acids. Gene Ontology annotation, molecular function: calcium ion binding; mannosyl-oligosaccharide 1,2-alpha-mannosidase activity. Gene Ontology annotation, biological process: carbohydrate metabolic process; N-glycan processing. The record is from RefSeq and is a predicted model, not a curated record.
AACGAGUGAUUGCAACUAUCAAUUUUGCCGCAACUAAAACAACAGCUCUAUCUCUCUGUCUCUGUUGCUGUGCGCUGCUUCAGCGAUGAAUAACUUAAUCCUACGCAAUCCAAUUCCAACGUGACUUUGUCUAUUGCAGUUUGCUCACUUCUCUUCUCUCUUAAUUUCUGCAUUUCGAAAUUCGGAUCCAAUUGAUUGCAAUAUUGUGAUCUAGUAGCACCAGCAUGUCCAACUCUCUACCCUACUCCAAGAAAGAUGUUGACUACGAUAACGCCAAGUUUCGCCACCGCUCUUUCUCAAAGGUCAUUACUCAGAGCUUUCUCACCAGUAACCGAAAGCGGGAUUGUUUUAGCUGUAGUACUGGAAAGUUUUUGCUUCUGUUACUGAUCUUUGGUGUAGCAUAUCUUAUGCUGACACAUACAAGUCCUGGUGACGUAGUUUCUAAGGAUCAAACAAUAGGAAAUAGAAACAGUGAAGGUAUCAGUAUUACUAAUGGUGCUGGUAGAUUGAAGAAGUUAUGGAGACGGGCUCCAAGGCUUCCUCCUCGGUUACCACCUGAUGCUAAAGGGACUAAUAAUGGUAUUGGUCAUGCAACUGAAAAUCGAGAUGCCAGAUCAAUGUGGAUUACCAGGAAACAAAAGGUCAAAGAUGCUUUUAUUCAUGCUUGGUCUGGCUACAAAAAAUAUGCAAUGGGUCACGAUGAACUUAUGCCACUGAGCCACCAUGGAACUGAUGGAUUAGGGGGAUUAGGUGCUACAGUAGUGGAUGCUCUUGAUACAGCUAUGAUAAUGGGCAUUGAUGAAGUUGUUGCCGAAGCAGGAACCUGGAUUGAAGAAAACCUUUCUGAUAGAAUUAGCAAAAAGGGCCAAGUAAAUUUAUUUGAAACCACAAUACGGGUUCUGGGUGGCCUAUUAAGUGCAUACCAUCUAAGUGGUGGGGAAAAGGGAAUGAACAUAACUCAUGCAGGACCUAAACCUGCUGUUUAUCUAGAAACUGCUAAGAAUUUGGCUGACCGUCUGCUAUCUGCUUUUACAGCCAGUCCAACAGCAAUUCCAUUUAGUGAUGUUAUUUUGCAUGACUCAUCAGGCCGUGCAGCUCCUGGUGGAUUGAGUAGCACAGCAGAAGUUUCCACUUUACAGCUUGAGUUUAAUUAUCUCAGUUCUGUAUCUGGUGAUCAGAAAUAUAGUUUGGAGGCAAUGAAAGUCAUGGAUCACAUAAAGACUCUUCCAAAGACUGAAGGACUAGUUCCCAUCUACAUUAGCCCUCAUUCUGGUCAAUUCAGUGGAGAAAAUUACAGAUUGGGAUCCCGUGGUGACAGUUACUAUGAGUACUUACUUAAAGUUUGGCUUCAGAGUGGAGCUAGCAGAGAUAGUAAUACAUCGUAUCUAUAUGAUAUGUAUAAGGAAGCAAUGAACGGCGUUAGACAUCUUCUUGUUCGGAAAACAAUUCCAAAUGGAUUAGUUUUUAUUGGCGAAUUGCCGUAUGGAUUAAAUGGUGAUUUCAGCCCAAAAAUGGAUCAUCUGGUGUGUUUCUUAUCUGGUACUCUUGCACUGGGUGCCACCAAAGGCCUCACAAAAGAACAAGCAAUGAAAAACAACAUGCUUAACUUUGAAGAUCUGGAGAAUAUGAAGCUUGCAGAAGAUCUGGCUAAAACAUGCUUUGAGAUGUAUGCAGUAACUUCUACUGGUCUGGCUCCUGAAAUUGCUUACUUUCAUACUGAGGAGUAUUCUGAACAAGAUCUUGAUGGAGGGAAUAAGAGCUCAGAAUACGUGAAUGACAUUAUAAUAAAACCUGCUGAUCGUCAUAAUCUCUUGAGACCUGAGACUGUGGAGUCAUUGUUUGUUUUAUACCGCAUUACUGAAGAUCCAAAAUACCGCGAAUGGGGUUGGCAAAUCUUUGAAGCUUUUGAGAAAUACACAAAGGUCGAUACUGGUGGUUAUUGUUCUCUGGAUGACGUAACUAGUAUUCCUCCGCAUAAAAGAGACAAAAUGGAGACUUUCUUUCUAGGAGAAACACUCAAGUACUUAUACUUGCUUUUUGCGGACAGCUCUCUCAUUCCAUUGGAUAAGUUCGUCUUUAACACGGAGGCACAUCCUAUACCGAUCAAGUUGAAGAGUUAAGUUUUAUUUGUCAAUAGCAUUCAUUAGGCAGAGCUUUCAGAAAUCCAGACUGCGGCAACGCAAAAGUGAGAUGAUUCGUUUAAGGCUACCCAGGCAUCUCUUUUGGCUGAGCGAGAGCACUUCUGGUUGUAAAGGCAUUGAUUACUGCGAAAUACUGUUUGAUUAAAUCGUGAAGUACAUUGGCAAACACAUUACAGGGACAGUCACUUGAUUAUAUGGCUUGGUUUUCUUGGACUAGUAACUACCCCUAUCUUAAAUUAUUAAUGAGAUUGUAAAGUUUUGUUUCCACCAUCAUAAACAAAGAGCCUAUGUUGUAAUUGAAUUGUAUCAUUUUUUCCAAUUUGAUUAUGACAUUAAUUAGCUUUCCUAAA